CUUCGUUGCCGAUUGAGCCCCUCCCAUCGAUAAAAAGACACCCUGUAUCACGGCCACUCGGUUUGACACUGUUUUGCUAGAGGGGUUGAUGUCUCUCCCAUCAUACGGGUGGGUGUGUCCGUGCACGGUUUGGCUCAAUCCAUUGUUCGUCCAAGUCCGUUUCUUCUUGAUUAUUAUGAGACGGAAUUCGCAGGGGAAGGUUCCUGAUAUUUUCUGUCUGCCGCCGAUGACGUUUUCGCAGAUGUUACAGUAUUUUGCACUGCUGGUCGUAUUGAGCAGUAGCGGUGACGUAGUCAAAGCUGGUCGAAGGUCUGGAAAGGUUUUUAUUUAUUCAGGACACCCUGGGGAUAAAGGAGCCGCUAAAGCAAAUACAGCGCUGAUGACGAGGAUGUUGCAACAGCUGGGAACUGGAGAGACACUGCAUGUUCCAAAUGAUACUUUCUGGAUGACCGGAGGUCUCCGCGCUGUUGACCUCGCACGAGAUGUCACUAUUGUUCUUGACGGGACUUUGAGCUUCCUCCCUGGGCGAGAGGGUUGGCCAACAAAGAAUUGCUCGGAUGGCCAUCACAAUCCACUUCAGCCGGUCAAAGAUGGAACUUGUGUGCAAGAGGCGUUUUUCAUCGCGAACGUCUCAGGCCUGAGUCUGACUUCGUCCGAAGGCAUGGCUGGCACCUUGUUUGGCAGUGGUGAAUCCUGGUGGGGCUAUCUUUCUUACCUGAAGCACGGGGAGGAUCGUCCUCGCUUGCUUUCCAUUGUGAACGGGACAAGUAUGCUCGUUGAGCGUUGGCGUUUUGAGCAGUCCGCAUGCUGGACUUUCACAGCGUUCGACGUGCUAGACCUUGAAAUAAGACACUGCUUCAUCAGCAACAGGGUCUCAAAGACAGACGAUUGGCAUGACGUGUGGAAUUUGGACGCAUUCAACACUGAUGGUUUCGAUGUGGCCGGCAAAAAUAUUCACAUCCAUGAUUCUGAAGUCUGGAAUCAGGAUGAUUGCUUCACAAUACAACCCCUGGAUGAUACAGCCACCAAUGCAAAAUGCACCGAGAACGUUCUCGUGGAAAAUGUGAACGCAAGCGGUCUCGGUCUAACUGUUGGAGCCAUUCAUCCCAGUCGUGGGCAUACUUGCAUUCGUAACAUAACCUUCCGACAUGCCCGCAUGCACCAUACAUUCAAAGGUAUCUAUAUCAAGAGCGGGAGCAGUUUUGAUCCAAAAGCCUCUGGUGAGAUCACCAAUAUCCUGUACGAUGAUAUUGUGAUGGACACUCCUUCACAAGUGCCUAUCUGGAUUGGCCCAGCCCAGGAAGCUGACUCCAAAGGCGCUUGCUCCUUGCUUUGGCCCAAGCUAUCGAAUUACUGCCCUCCUCCCCCCCCAACAGUUGCUUGGACGAACAUCACGCUCCGCAAUAUCCAGGUCUUGAACGCCAAACAGAGCCCAGGAGUCGUCCUUGGAAACCCCGCUCAGCCCAUGCAGGGCCUCCUCUUCGAUAACGUCGUCUUUUCGCCUGCAGACUCCUCCAAGGGUCCGUGGGGAGACAAGUUCUACUACUGCGAAGGGGUCGGUGCGGGAGCGGCGGUGAAUGGAUCUUUUCCAGUUCCGCCCUGCUUCGAUGCACGUCCGGAUGUGGUGAUCUAAGUUGUCAGAUUCAUAAGUUUUCUGUGUUGUUUUCAACGGCGGAUUUGCAUUAUUGCGUUUCGGAGGUCUUUCAGUCUCAGGUAUGCGACCAGGACAUGGAUCUGAAAGAUGCAGUUCGCAUGACCGUUACGGCAAUGGAGGUGGUUCACGGUAUCAUUAUGUGCGCAUUCAGAGGCGAUUGCGCUCGAUAUGAGUUUCUGGAGGUGUGGUGGGGUGCUCUGUACCGACCUGGUACAAGUCAUGUGUGUCAAUCGCACAGGCAAAUUCGUUGGAGGAUGUUGUCACAGAAGAGUGGAGGGAUGUAAUUGGAUAGCG
Molecule: messenger RNA, 1948 nt
Organism: Prorocentrum cordatum
Lineage: Eukaryota; Dinophyceae; Prorocentrales; Prorocentraceae
Source: the annotation of a GenBank genome assembly